Aegilops tauschii subsp. strangulata is the source of this 1894-nucleotide messenger RNA. RefSeq lists its product as uncharacterized. Gene Ontology annotation, molecular function: mRNA binding; protein binding. Lineage: Eukaryota; Viridiplantae; Streptophyta; Magnoliopsida; Poales; Poaceae. Gene Ontology annotation, cellular component: mitochondrion. Gene Ontology annotation, biological process: RNA processing; mitochondrion organization. The record is from RefSeq and is a predicted model, not a curated record.
CCUCUCCCUUCCUCCUCAGACAUCCGAAAACGAAAUGCAGGCUAGGCCCGCCGCCGCCCCGCUCUCCGCUCCCGCCCCUCCCAAAGAUUCCGCCGCCGCCGCCGCCGCCACCGUAGUCUCUAUCCUCAGCGACGCGGAACCCGACGACCGCCUCCGCGCGUCCGGCAUCAGCCCGGACCCCGCCCUGUUCCCGCACCUCCGCAAGUCGCUCACCGCCCUCCCGGAGUCCGCGUUCCCCGUGCUCGCCCGCUGGGCCGGCUCCGCCGCAGCCGUCUCCCUCCUCGCCUCCCGCGGCCUCUUCGCGGCCUCCUGGCGCCUCCUCCUCUUCCAGUCCCCUUCAUCACCGCCCCCUCCCCUCGCCGCCUUCGCCCCGCUCGUCCGCCGCUACGCCCGCCUCGGCCGCGCCUCCGCGGCCCUCCGCGCCUUCCACUUCCUCCGCCACAACCCCGACCGCUACACGGUCGAUGGUGACGGCUCCCCCGCCGCGACCUCCCUCCUGAACAUGGCUGUCGGGGCGCUCUGCAAGGAGGACCACCCGCGCCCGGCCGCCAAACUCGUCGAGCGGUGCCUGCGUGAGGGGGAGCUGGCGCCCGACGAACGGACCUACAACAUGCUCCUCGACGGCUGGUCCAGCGCCCGCCGGCUGGACAAGGUCGGGAAGCUCUGGGCAGAGAUGCGCGUGGCCGGCGUGCGCCCGACGGUGGUCUCAUACGGGACUCUCAUCAAGGCGGUUUGUCGGAUGCAGCAGCCGGACCAGGCACUGUCUCUCCUCGACGAGAUGCGGAAGGAAGGGAUCCACGCGAAUGUGGUUACCUGCAACCCCAUCGUGCAUGCCCUCGCUCACGCCGGCCGAUUUCGGGACGCAUACAACCUGCUCGAGAAAUUUCCUCUCUACGGGGUGGCGCCUAAUAUCUCGACAUUCAACUCGCUCGUGUUGGCUUAUUGCAAAUAUGGAGACCUUGCCGGGGCUAGCGGUGUGCUCAAGGCCAUGAUGGGGAGGGGCAUCUUGCCAACGGCAAAAACAUACAAUUACUUCUUCGUGUUCUUCGCCAAGACCGGCAAUGUUGAGCUGGGGAUGAAUCUUUAUAACAAGAUGGUCAACAAUGGUUAUGCGCCGGACCAAACCACUUACAACCUCCUGGUCAAGAUGUUGUGCGAGGCUAAUCGGAUUGAAUUAGUGGUGCAGAUGAUAAAGGAGAUGAGAGCUAAUGGCUUUGAGUCUGAUCUGGCAACAAGCACCAUGCUGAUACAUUUGCUUUGUCGAAGCCAUCGGUUUGAGGAAGCAUGUGCUGAGUUUGAGGACAUGUUCCGUAGAGGCCACGUGCCCCAGUAUAUCACUUACAGGAUGCUUAUGAAAGAGCUCAAGCGGCUGGGUUUGGUUCAACUGGAAGAGAAGUUGACCGACCUAAUGCGCUCAGUACCACAUUCUACAAAGUUGCCUGGCAGCUACAGAGAAAAGGAAGGCGACAAUGCUAAAGAAAAGAGAAAGUUAAUAUUGGAGAAAGCUCAGGCUGUUUCCAAUGUUCUGAAGGAGUGUAAAGAUCCGAAGGAGUUGCACAAGCUGAAAGAUGAUGAAGAAACUGAUGUCCAGGCCGCAGAUAGGAUAGUAGCCAACAUUAGAAAAAGAGUAUAUGGGGGUGUCUCUAGGUUAGCCUCUCCACUUCCUUGAACAUCGAGUUGGCAAGAUCAAAUCAUGAAGAUUUACUGGAUGAUCAGGGAUUUUGAAGUUGAUCACCUAAGCAAUUUAUAUUUCACACGGUUGAUUGCCCUUUGGGAUGUUCAAGAAGCAAGAAGAGAUUGUAACCUCUAAUCCUGUUUGGUUCUUUUUGUGGAUUGGAUAUCCUCCGUGAGAAAUUCACAGAAUAGAAGCAGUGGACAUGCAUGAAUUAAUUUA